AUGUGUCAUCAAUAUUGUAUAGAUUUUAACCAGUUACAGAAUGAUUAUUUUUAUUCUGACAAACUUGAUUUUGCUAAAGCACAAAAUUUUAAGAAAAAAUAUCAUAAAGUAUUAUCUUUAAUAACAGAAUAUAAUUAUCUUAAAUUGAAAACAAUUAAUACUGAAGAAAAAUAUCAAGAAUUAAUAUUUAUUGCAGCUUCUUUAAAAAUGUCAUAUCAUCUAACAGAGACGAUUUCUGGUCAAUGUUCAUCAGGAAAAUCAAGUGUUGGUUAUGUUUUAGCAACAAAAUUAAAUUAUCAAUUUAUUGAAACUGAUUUAUUUUAUCAAUAUCUAGCGUCAAAAACAUCAA
Racocetra persica is the source of this 349-nucleotide messenger RNA. The record is from the annotation of a GenBank genome assembly. NCBI's taxonomy places the organism in Eukaryota, Fungi, Glomeromycota, Glomeromycetes, Diversisporales, Gigasporaceae.